AUGCGAUCAUUUGGUCUUUGUAUUUUCGUUUUAGUUAUCUCGUUGCUGGUCGAUAACACUUUUGGCUUUCAAAAUUUAAAUAGUUAUAAUAAUAACUAUUCUAAUAAAAGGAAUGCUCAUGUUGAUAAUAAAACGUCUGGCCUGUCGAAACAACAACAAUACCUCAAAGGCCAAAUAAAACGGAACAUUGGAUCUAAAUCAAUAAAGCCGAAUUCAAACAUUAAUCGCGGCAAAAACAACAAAGCAUCGUUAUUGGAAUAUAAUGGCUCGACUGGAUCGGGAGCCCCAAAAUCCAAUAAUGAUAAAAGCGAUUCGGCGGCAGCACUUACUUCGCAAGGAAAUUUUAAUAAUGAUGUCAUAAUUAUUAAUUCCCCUUUUCCAUCAUCAUCGUCACCACCACUUCCAUCAUCAACUAAUUUACCACUUCCUUCAAAAUUAAAACCAUCAAAACACCAACAACAAAAUUCGCGCCUUAACAAAAUCGGUUCUCCCCUUCAGAUUACUAUUCGUAACCUCGCCAAUGGAAGCGGCUCUAACAAUAAUGGGGGCGUCUCUAGCAAUAAUGGAAACGGCUCUAGCAAUGGAAGCGGCUCUAACAAUAAUGGGGGCGUCUCUAGCAAUAAUGGAAGCGGCUCUAGCAAUGGAAGCGGCUCUAGCAAUAAUGGGGGCGUCUCUACUAUUUCACCUUCCAACCCCAAGAAUACAACCGAACCUGAAAAUGAAAACGGAUAUGCAGUUCCCCCCACACCGCCCCCAAACAAAUCAAAUGAACUAAUAAUCGGAUUAGUAGUCGCAGGCAUUCUCCUAAUCGUGGUCAUAAUUUUGAUAGCGGCCAGACGUCGCCUACGAUGCAGCAAUCCACAUUACUAUAUUCCCGAAGGCUCGUGGUCUGAUACCGACUCAUCGGUGACCGGUGGAAUUGGUAAAGUCCCGCGAAUGCGUUCGCAUACAUUAUUAGAUGCAUUCAAGAAGAGUGUUGUUAAUAUCUUUCCGUUGCCGCGUGACUCUGCCAACGUUACUGGGCAGAGUAAAUUUAUCGAAAAGAUAGAAGGAGGCUCAGUAGAGGGAAUUGUUGUUUAA
Ambispora leptoticha is the source of this 1080-nucleotide messenger RNA. The record is from the annotation of a GenBank genome assembly. NCBI's taxonomy places the organism in Eukaryota, Fungi, Glomeromycota, Glomeromycetes, Archaeosporales, Ambisporaceae.